Messenger RNA from Triticum dicoccoides, 2680 nucleotides. Its product is annotated as pentatricopeptide repeat-containing protein At4g21065-like. The transcript is spliced from 4 exons. The coding region runs from base 9 to 1430 and encodes 473 amino acids. NCBI's taxonomy places the organism in Eukaryota, Viridiplantae, Streptophyta, Magnoliopsida, Poales, Poaceae. Gene Ontology annotation, biological process: RNA modification. The record is from RefSeq and is a predicted model, not a curated record. Gene Ontology annotation, molecular function: protein binding; RNA binding.
CUGUUUACAUGGCCCCGCCAUCGUCUUCUCCUCCCCUUCCGGCAUGGGCGGCGGCGAACGCCCUCUUCCGACGCCACCGACGCCUUCUCCCGCUCCUCCUUCCUCCCGCCUCCCUCUGCGCCCUCCUUCCAGUCCUCUCCCACUGCCUCGUUUCCGGCCUCGCCGGCAACCCCUUCGUCGCCUCCCGCCUCAUCCUCGCCUCCUCGCGCCUCUCCCUCACAUUCUCCCUCCUCCUCCUUUCCCACCUCCCAGCCUCCUCCCUCUCGCCGUUCUCCUUCAACUCGCUCAUACGCGCGUCGCCUCCAAGCCUCGCCCUCCGCCUGUUCGAACAAAUGCGCCUUCGAGGCGUUCCCACGGACAACUACACCCUCCCCUUCUUGAUCCAUACCUGUUCCGGCAGUGACACUCCACUGGGACAGUCCCUGCACGGGAAAAGCGUCCGUCUCGGUUACAGCUCCCACGUCUUCACGCAGACGGCGCUGAUGAACAUGUACUUUGGGUGUGACCUGGCUGUUCCCGCUGGCAGGGUGUUCGAUGAAAUGCAGGCGAGGGAUCUGGUUGCAUGGACCGGCAUGGUCUCUGGUUAUGUGGCCUCUGGAAUGCACCUUCGAGCUGCUGAGGUCUUUAAGGAAAUGAGAGGUAGUGAGGAGGUUGCAAGGCCUAACGUGGCAACGCUGGUGUCGGUUGCUUCUGCCGGUGCUGGUCUUGGCUCCCUGGAGUAUGCUAAGGGGCUGCACGGCUAUGUGGAGAAGGUGGGGUUGCGAGGCGAUUUGAUUGUGACGAAUGCACUGAUGGAUAUGUAUGGAAAGUGUGGUAGCAUAGAGUCAGCUCGUGCUCUGUUUGAUUUCAUGCAUGAGAAGGACCUACUUUCAUGGACAACGAUGAUUUCAGUGUUGGCUUCUCAUGGACAUGGCAAUGAAGCGGUUGCUUUGUUCUUAAGCAUGCGAGAUGUGCGAGUACUGCCGGAUUCAACCACCUUCAUUGUGGUUCUGUCUGCUUGUAGCCAUACUGGACUGGUGGAUGAGGGGAUAUCAAUCUUCAAUUCCAUGGCGAGUGAGUACAAGGUCACCCCAGAUAUUAAGCACUAUGGUUGCAUGGUGGAUCUUUUCAGCAGGGGAGGGCUUCUUUCACGUGCUUAUGAGCUUAUUGACAGCAUGCCUUUUGAGCCAAACUUGGCAAUUCUUGGAGCAUUGCUGAGUGCAUGCAGUGUCAAUAAUGAACUGGAGAUUGGGGAACUAGUUCUCAAGAAGAUUGAUUCUGUUUGCUCCUAUAAAGGAGGUGCUGGUGUGCUUCUGUCGAACAUCUACGCUAACCAGAACCUGUGGCAUGAAGUUGAUUCCAUUAGAAGGAAGAUAAGAAGUGGUACCAUUCCGAGAAAGCCACCUGGUCAGAGUUCGGUGGCAUCAGAGGUUCCUUUCAUGAGUUUGUGAUUUGGAGCUUUUAAAGAGAAAUCCACUUUGUUGUCCCUGUUAACCUUGACUGGCAAAAUGGCCGAUUUCCAUGCGGACUGGAGAUGAGGUCUCUGGGCAGCAUAUUUUUCAAGAUUAGCUUUCCAUAGCGCGCACGGAAACACUAAACUUAAGACACGAACUUCUUCCCUGCUAAUGAAACAGCACGCAUUUUCACUGAAAAAGCAUGAGGCAUAAACAGUCAAAUGUUUUGUACCGGCUUACAAAUUGCCUGGCUGGGGAUUGAAAUGUGUGGCCAGGGCCAGGGCUGAUGCGUGUGCCAUGUAACUUUGAGCUUCUUCGUUAGCAACACAAGGAUGCCUAAAACUUGUCCUUCUGAUAAAAGAAUUCACGUUCCUGAACUGAAGUGGAGAAGUAUGCUAUCAGAGCCCCCGAGCAUGUUACUCCCUCCUUUCCGGUUUAAAUCCACGCGCAUCCCUAGAUCGGCAAUUCGACCAAUGUAAUACAAAUUGUAUAUCACAGAAGUUAUAUCACUAGAAAAUACUCCCUCCGUCCGAAAAUACUUGUCCUCGAAAUGGAUAAAAUGGAUGUAUGUAUAACUAAAAUAAGUCUAGAUACAUCCAUUUUUAGGACAAGUAUUUCCGGACGGAGGGAGUAUUAUACUUGAAGUUUCUAAUGGUAUUUCUUUUGUGAUAUAUAACCCGUGUUACAGUGCUCAGUUUGUUGAUCUAGCGUACGCAUGGUCCUUUUAAACUGGGAAGGAGGCAGCAGCAUGUAUACCUAGUGUUUGUGUGAACUCAACUGCCCACUUGAAUGCUACUGCAAUCCGGUGGCAACUUGCCAGCAUCUUGCUUGGAUACCAUAACAUUCUAGUAAUAUUUUCACGAAGUGAUGGAUGCUGAGUUACAGUAUCUUUUUCUUGUGUGGUGUUGUUAUAUCCAUUGCCGAAAUGUGGAUUAGAUUUUCCAAUUAUUCGUAUCAGCCAUAUCCAUGUGCGUGCAUGCUAAGCUGCGAGGCAAGUUGUUGUGGUAGGGACAAGGAAUAGAGAAACGACCGGAUAAAGGUGCCAUCAGCAGACUGCUCUCCGUCCUGUUGCUGUAUUCAAACAGUAGUACAAUGGUGGCUCUUGGGCUGGCUAGGAGGCAUGUUCCCUUUUGGAGAUUCUGCCUUUGUUUGGCAAAAUACUGAGAACGAAAUACUGUUUGGGCAGAAAUACUGUUUGGGCAGAAAUCACAUAUUUGACCUGAGGACGAAAUCAAAUCACAAACUGA